This is a messenger RNA of Rhinopithecus roxellana (golden snub-nosed monkey), 1062 nucleotides long. RefSeq names its product olfactory receptor 4K1. Gene Ontology annotation, molecular function: olfactory receptor activity; G protein-coupled receptor activity. Gene Ontology annotation, cellular component: membrane. The transcript has a single exon. Gene Ontology annotation, biological process: G protein-coupled receptor signaling pathway. The record is from RefSeq and is a predicted model, not a curated record. Bases 53 to 988 code for a protein of 311 amino acids. NCBI's taxonomy places the organism in Eukaryota, Metazoa, Chordata, Mammalia, Primates, Cercopithecidae.
UCAUUGUGAUAUUUUACUGAUUUCUUUUUUUAGGUAACUGCAUAUUGGAUACAUGGCUCACAGAAAUGAAUCGGUGGUGUCUGAGUUUGUACUUUUGGGACUCUCUAAUUCCUGGGAACUUCAACUUUUCUUUUUUGCCAUCUUUUCUGUAGUCUAUGUGACAUCAGUGCUAGGCAAUGUCUUAAUUAUUGUCAUUAUUUCUUUUGACUCCUAUUUGAACUCUCCUAUGUACUUCUUGCUCAGUAACCUUUCUUUCAUUGAUAUCUGUCAGUCUAACUUUGCCACCCCGAAGAUGCUUGUAGACUUUUUUGUUGAGCACAAGACUAUCUCCUUUGAGGGUUGCAUGGCCCAGAUAUUCCUCCUUCACAGUUUUGUUGGGAGUGAGAUGGUGUUGCUUGUAGCUAUGGCAUAUGACAGAUUUAUAGCCAUAUGUAAGCCCCUGCACUACAGUACAAUUAUGAACCAGAGGCUAUGUAUAAUUUUUGUGUCUAUUUCCUGGGCGGUGGGUAUUCUUCAUUCUGUGAGCCACUUGGCUUUUACAGUGGACCUGCCAUUCUGUGGUCCCAAUGAGGUGGAUAGCUUCUUUUGUGACCUUCCCUUGGUGAUAGAGCUGGCUUGCAUGGAUACAUAUGAAAUGGAAAUUAUGACCCUAACGAAUAGUGGACUGAUAUCAUUGAGCUGCUUUCUGGCUUUAAUUAUUUCCUACAUGAUCAUUUUGAUCAGUGUCCGACACAGGUCCUCCAGUGGGUCAUCCAAGGCUCUUUCUACAUUAACUGCCCACAUCACAGUGGUGAUUCUUUUCUUUGGGCCUUGCAUCUAUUUCUAUAUAUGGCCUUUUAGCAGACUUUCUGUGGACAAAUUUCUUUCUGUCUUCUACACUGUUUGUACUCCCUUGUUGAACCCCAUCAUCUACUCUCUGAGGAAUGAAGAUGUUAAAUCAGCCAUGUGGAAGCUGAGAAACCAUCAUGUGAACUCCUGGAAAAACUAAGAUUGCUAUGAAGAAGCAUAAUCCUGAAUUAGAAUGAAGACCCUCCAAUGUAUCACAGUGUCAUGCCAACCAUC